Molecule: messenger RNA, 870 nt
Organism: Neltuma alba
Lineage: Eukaryota; Viridiplantae; Streptophyta; Magnoliopsida; Fabales; Fabaceae
Exons: 3
Coding region: 120-833 (237 amino acids)
Molecular function (GO): protein binding
Source: RefSeq, a predicted model, not a curated record
GGCGAGCUACCAUUGCUUCUCCUUGCCCGAUCGUGAUCGGAUGGGUUUCCACUUUCCAUAAACCCUAUUCCUGUGUCACUGGCACCUUAAUUCUGGAGAUCCAGUUCGUAGUUUCAUCUAUGGCGCUCCAAGGAACUGCCACCCUCACCUUCAGUGGACUUUCUUCUACCACAAAAGAGUUUAAUUUCUUGCCCGGUUCAUUCAUUAAUAGCUUUGGGAAGCUUCAACAUGUUUCUCUGCCUUCCUUGACGAAAAACAAGUUAGUGUUAGGCAAAAGCCUUGGAAGAUUGAGGAGACUAGAGAGAGUAAAAAGAGAAGACUCAGAGAGUAUGUUGAGCAGUGAGAGCAUUGCACUGGAUGAGCAGACUUUGGAGGAGGAGCUGCAUAAUGCCAUUGCAGAAGAGAACUAUGCUAAAGCAGCAGAAAUCAGAGAUGCUCUGAAGAACCUUCAGAAAGACAUCAAGACCACAGUAUUGGGAGCCAACAGCCGGUUUUACGAUUCAUUUAGGACUGGGGAUCUUGCAGCAAUGCAAGCUCUUUGGGCCAGAAGGGAUGAGGUAUGUUGUGUCCACCCUGGUUUGAAAGGAAUAUCUGGUUAUGAUGAUGUUAUAGAGAGCUGGAAUUUUGUGUGGGCCAACUAUGAAUUCCCGUUGGAGAUUAAGCUAGAAGACAUUAAGGUUCAUGCUAGAGGGGAUAUGGGAUAUGUCACAUGCAUGGAAUUCGUAAAGACAAAAGGAGGAAGAUGGGGAGGACAGUUUGUGACAAAUGUGUUUGAGAGGAUUGAUGGCCAGUGGUUUAUUUGUAUUCAUCAUGCUUCCCCAAUAGACUUGUGAAUUCUUCAAAGUUUACUCCUGACAUUCUCUUUCCCAA